CCGGAGAGGGCGCGUCACGGAGUCGGGCGCCGCACUCGGCGCGCCACUGACGCGGGGGGGCCCUCUGCUGGGCGGAAAAAAGGACGCGAGGCCGAGGCUGGGCGGAAGGGAAGGACGGUCUCUCGCUUAACCGAGCCCGCCUCCUCCUCCUCCUCCUCCCCACGACGGCUCUCGGUCCCUCCCAAGCGGGGCUCGCCUCAGCCGAGUGCGGAAGGAAGGCGGGCGGGCGUUUUCUCUCGGGCCGCGGAAGCUGCUUCCUGGUCACCUGAGGAGCGAGAAGGAGCCCCGGAGCGCGACGGGGGAUCGCCGCCGGGCCGCUGCCAUGGCUUCACUUUUCAAGAAGAAAACCGUGGAUGAUAUAAUUAAAGAGCAGAAUAAAGAGCUAAGAGGUACACAGAGGGCUAUAGUAAGAGAUCGAGCAGCUUUGGAGAGACAAGAAAAGCAACUGGAGUUGGAAAUUAAGAAAAUGGCUAAGACUGGAAACAAGGAAGCCUGUAAGGUGCUAGCAAAACAGCUAGUGCAGCUGAGGAAGCAGAAAACUCGGACAUAUGCGGUUAGUUCAAAAGUUACAUCUAUGUCAACUCAGACGAAACUAAUGAACUCCCAAAUGAAGAUGGCAGGAGCAAUGUCUACAACAGCAAAGACAAUGCAGGCGGUUAAUAAAAAAAUGGAUCCUCAAAAGACAUUGCAAACUAUGCAGAACUUCCAGAAAGAGAACAUGAAAAUGGAGAUGACUGAGGAAAUGAUCAAUGAUACCCUAGAUGACAUCUUUAAUGAUUCUGAUGAAGAACAGGAAAGUCAGGAUAUUGUGAACCAAGUCCUUGAUGAGAACAUAAUUGAAAUAUCUGGAAAGAUGGCCAAGGCUCCUUCAGCUGCUAGAGGCAUGCCAUCUGCAUCUACAUCACAAAGUGCCACAAUUUCAGAUGAAGAGAUUGAACGGCAACUCAAAGCUCUGGGAGUAGAUUAACCGCAUGGUGACAUGCAGUCUGCCUUAUGCAGUUACUUCAGUGUCAGCAUGCAUGUGAACCUCCGAUGCAGGUUUCAAUAAAAACCAAAUUCCCUUGCAAAUCCUGCCUAAGCCAUUAAGUGUGACCAUAAACUGUAGAGGCAGCUGAGAAAAAAUAUAUAGUUAUUAUUGAAAGAACAAUACAAAGUAUGUGUGGAUUUGUGAACACAGAAUUUGUAUACUGUGACUAAAUUUGGAUCGACAGCAAACAGGCAUGUCUGUUACAUGUGGUCUAAAUUUGGAUGUGUUGUGUUUUUACUCUCCAAAAACAUUUUGCUGGAAGAAUUCUCCUUUUCCUUUCUGUUUCUAACAUUUUAAGUUAUUGCAAGCAGCAAGGUGUUUUAUUUAUGUGUCCAUUGCAAAUACACUAAGACUUCUUAAUUUAGGGUAUGACGUAAAUGAAAUUUCACUUUCACCUGGAAGGUGGCAGCCGUUGUCUUCAAGUAAAGGACAGAUAAAAGUUUUGAUAGCCUUUCAUUAAGCGCCUUUAAAUAAAGGAAUUCUUGACUCAACCUUGUGUUAAAAUACGUGUGCAUUUCUGGUAUUACCUAAGAUUUGAAUACAGUACAGCUGUCCAACUCCUGGAAGCAAGGUAUUUUAUGUUAGGAAAAUUCAUUGUAAGAAAGGUACUGAAAACUUCCAUUGUACUGUAUCAAAACUAACUUGAAGAGAAGCCUGUGCCUUUGUGUACAUAGACCUUGGUUUCUUUUAAUUAAGCUUUGAAUUGCGAAAAAAGUAAUGUCAAGCCAUUAUCUCAAUCUACAUAGCACUGAUAGUUAUGUAAAUCCAGCUGCAGUUGCUGCUACCAAGUAUGUAAAAGAUUUCAGUACCUGGAAAUAGCAUUUUCUUUUCAUGAAAUAGGAUUUGUACAUACUGCUAUGCGGUAUUUUUCCUAGAUAAAGUGUUGUUUUUGAAAAUAUACUUCACUGUCCAAUGUAGUCUGUAUGUUCUGUGUUAAAUCCAGUUCUAACACAUUUUCAGAAAAUGGCAUAUUUGAUGUUAAUGGCUUUAUCUGGAUUUAAAAUUGCACCUAAUAUAGUCAAAUAGUGGAUAUCUUGAUGUGUUAAGGGUGUAGCAAGAUUACAGCACAACCUUCUUCACAGCUGUGGAACUGACACUGGUCAUGUAAAUACAAAUAAAGAAGAUGACUGCUGAUUGUUAAAGAAUGGGACAAAGCAAUUACUAUGGCUGUAUCACCUGAUCAUGUACUGCAUUAGGAGUAGAGCAUUAUCAGUAAUAUUUGUGAGUCCAGAUCUCCAUUUUAAAAUGCAAGUAUGAUUUUUCUGCUUAAAUGUGGGGUCAGAGGAUCUCAUGUGCAAAAAUAAUUAGAUUUUGUAAUGAUAUUAAAAAACUUUAUAUGGCGCUGUGGCUACUUUGGGUAAGUUUUUCUUUCUAUGAAUUUUGUAAAAAAAAUCAAAUAAAUUCCUUUAAGUCC
Messenger RNA from Pogona vitticeps (central bearded dragon), 2441 nucleotides. RefSeq names its product charged multivesicular body protein 2B (gene CHMP2B). The record is from RefSeq and is a predicted model, not a curated record. Lineage: Eukaryota; Metazoa; Chordata; Lepidosauria; Squamata; Agamidae. Gene Ontology annotation, biological process: vacuolar transport.